GCCGCCGUUUCAGCCGAGGCUGGCUCUGCUGUUUCAAAGGGUCGCCUGGCUGGCUCUGCCUCGUCCCCAUUGGCCGGAUGGGGCCCUCCUUCCUGCUGGGGCUGCUGAUGUCAGCCACGCUCUCACACCCUUCCUAAGCUUGCAGCCGCCGCCGCCGCUCCUGCUGCUGCAGCAGAACCUCCUCGGCGCGAUCAGCCAAGACCCGGAGAGCGGCAGCCUCUCCGCCGGGGCGAGGCCAGCCCCGCAGCCGAUCCAGGGACCGGGCUCCUUCCUUCCGUCCUUCCUUCCUUCCAAAGCUCGCCCGGAGAAGGCGGAGGACGCUUGUUUACCAGGCGGAGAAGGAAAGGAGAAGGUAGCGAGCCGCCUUUUGUCUUUGGAAGGAAGCAUCUCCUUUUUGGCGGCUGCCGAUCUUGCCCGGGUCGGGGAGGCGCGCUUUUUGCUCGCUCCAGCCUCUUUCGCCCGGACUUCGGCUUCGGGCAACAAUGUCUUGAGGCUGCGGCGGCUCAAGAAAUGCCUCUGGCUGUAGCGGUCCCGGCGGAUGCCUUUGUAUGAUCGCCGCCGCCGCCGCCGCCUUUGGCUCCCGAGCCUCCUUCGGCGUGUGCAUGUUGUGAAAGGCACAGCAGCGCCUGACCGCGGUUUGAAGCUGCCAACCUGGAAGAUCGGAUCGGAGCAGAGAGCAUCGCGGGCUGUUUUCUCCGUCUUUCUCCCCAGCGGGCUGGGUCAGGCUGCUGCUGGAUGGUGGUGGUGGCGGCAGCAGCGGCGACGUCUACGGCCCCAAUUGCCAAGCAGGCGACCUCCGGGGCGCUGUAGACCGGUGGCGGCGGCGGCUUUGCCUUUUGCAGGAUCGGGGGUGCCCCGCGGUUCGCGUUUUCUCCUGAACUGCUGGGUUGCCUUGAAUGUGUCGGAAUAUGCUCAUGAAGGAGUAUCGGAUCUGUAUGCCUUUGACAGUUGAGGAGUACAGAAUUGGACAGCUGUACAUGAUCAGUAAACAUAGCCAUGAGCAGAGUGAUCGUGGAGAAGGUGUGGAAGUGGUACAGAAUGAGCCCUAUGAAGAUCCAAACUACGGGAAUGGUCAGCUGACAGAAAAACGGGUCUAUCUGAAUAGCAAACUUCCAAGCUGGGCAAGAGCAGUUGUCCCCAAAAUAUUUUACGUCACAGAGAAGGCAUGGAACUACUACCCAUAUACAAUUACAGAAUACACGUGCUCAUUUUUGCCCAAGUUCUCCAUUCACAUAGAGACCAAAUAUGAGGACAACAAAGGAAGCAAUGAUAACAUAUUUGAUAAUGAAGCCAAAGAUCUUGACCGAGAAGUCUGCUUCAUUGAUAUUGCCUGUGAUGAAAUUCCUGAGCGCUAUUACAAGGAAUCGGAGGAUCCUAAAUGCUUCAAAUCAGAGAAGACUGGGAGAGGUCUAUUAAAAGAAGGUUGGAGAGAAACACAAGACCCUAUUAUGUGCUCCUACAAACUUGUAUCUGUGAAAUUUGAAGUAUGGGGACUUCAGACUCGAGUUGAGCAGUUUGUUCAUAAGGUGGUCAAAGACAUAUUGCUAAUUGGUCACCGACAAGCAUUUGCGUGGGUGGAUGAGUGGUAUGACAUGACUAUGGAUGAAGUCCGAGAAUUUGAACGAGCAACUCAGGAAGCCACCAACAAGAAAAUUGGAAUCUUCCCUCCUGCGAUAUCCAUCUCGAAUAUCUCCCUUCCCUCUUUGAUCCGCAGUGCUCCUUCUAGUGCUCCGUCUACACCUCUGUCCACAGACGCACCGGAAUUCCUAGCGGUUCCCAAAGAUCGUCAGCGGAAAAAGUCUGCCCCAGAAACUCUCACGCUGCCAGACCCAGAUAAAAAUGCUCUCUAAACCCAGCAUGGCUUUUUUUUUUCCCUUAUGACAAGCUAUGACUGACAGAAUAUCAUUUGCAAAGUUCAUGGUAGUUGUUUUGAUUUUAAAAAAUAUUGAUCUGGAAUCCUGCCGUUUCCCAUUCCCCCAUUCCCUUAGGCUUCCCCUGAAACUAGUUAGCUAAAUGCAUGCAAGGUCAUAGUUCAUGUGCUCUGAUUCCCAGACUAAAGCUCUAAGCCAUAUGACAAAUGUUGCUAUCAAUCCAGAAUGAAGUAGCUUGUAAAAAAAAAAAGCAAACGCGGCCUCUUGUAGUGAUGGCUGCAAGCAGAAGAUCUAAAAUUGCAGUGUUGAUGACUGGAGAGGGUUGCAGGGAUUUCAUGAAGCUUGCGAGGACAUCCCAAGAGAAUGAGGUUCUCCUUAGCUACAUUUCUCAUUUCAAGCCAUUAUAUCUCCAUUUCUGAAAUCCUUUUUUACUCUCAGGCCGAACGCACCUUAAAGUAAACCUUGGAACUGCUGAUUCACUGAUCAACACUUGAAUACUAAUAGAUUCAGAUUCCUUUUUACAGAUUACAACUCAGGAUUUGGGUGUAGCUAAUGCACACUUUAAUGCUCUUCAAAAAUUAAAGAACCAACGUGCUCUAGCUUUGUCUUAAAUUAUAAUCAUUUCGAGACCCUGGAACUAUUUGUAUCUUGCACAAAAAUUUGUAACUCCUUUUUAUUCUGUGCUGUUGUGAAGCUUUUCUGUGUUGGUUUUGGAGAACUGGGACCUAUUGUAGGAAGAAAAAUGGAAACACAAACAAAUAAAAUAGGCUCCAAAGUCCAUGGGACAAAUAUAUCCCAAGAAACAAUGCUAUUAUUAAUUCAUAAUUCAAUGCAGGUCUUCUGAGUUCCUAUGAAAUUAAUGAAAGUCGAGAUUGAAAACCCCCAUUAAAAAGUCAGGCCAUUUUUUGCAACGUUGUAAGCAAUUCAUCUAUUCAACAACUUGAAGUUUUGCUGAGGGUGUUCAUGCUGGACAGUUAAAACAAAAGCAACAAAUUGUAGCAUAAAAUAUGUUAGGCUUACUGUGAGGAUUCUUUCUCUCAUUUUAAAAAUUGUGUGUGUGUGUGUGUGAAUACACACAUACGUACAGGAUUUUUAGAACAAAACGCACACACAAGAUUUUUAGAAUCUUGCACUUGCAUAUAUAAAUAUAUGAAAUAGUGAAUACAUUGUAAGGCUGAGCCAUGAAUAAAAUUAAGAAAGAAAACUUGGGGAGCUCCAAACAAUUUUUUAAAAAGGUGUGUCUACCAGUACGUCUAGUAUAUCAUGCUCAAGAGAGUGAGAAUCAGUGCUUUGUCCAAAAGAGGUACUUUUUUUCAAUUAUGCUCAUUAUUAUUACUUCCUUUGAAUACGGGUAGUCCUUGACUUCCAACCAGUUUUUAGCGAUUGUUCAGAGUUAGAACAGACCACCUCGGGGAACUUACAACCUGAUUCCAAAGUUCCAACAGCUGCCUCCCCUCCCCAUCACCACCACUGUGGUCACAUGACAGCAUUUCAGCCACUCAGCAACCAACCUGCAUUUAUGGCUGUUUGUAGCAUUCCACGUUCCAGGACCGUGUUUUAUUACAUUUUUUGCCCAAAAGUGGCAUUUGCUUCUGUUUUUUGGCAAAACCUACCCAUAGGAAACAAUUGGUUUGCUUAACAACCACUGCAGAAAAGGUCAUAAAAUCAGGUCAAUCAUGUGGAUGACCACUGUACAACUGUCACAAUUUACGACCCUAACCGGCAGCUCCAUUACAGUUGUAAAUCAAAGACUACCUGUGCCGGCACCUGAAUUCAAAAUGAAAAGGAAAAUAUGGUGCACUGCUACAGUUGACAACUCAUUAAGAAGCCUCCAUCUAGUCCUUGUUUAAGAGCAAAACAGUUAAUGUGGGAAUCUUCUGACAUAAACAAAACAACAUGCCAGCUUCCUGAGCAACUUCAAUUGUAUUAUUUUCCAACAAUGAAAAUAGAAGUGUUUUUCUUUUGGCUUUUGGUACCUCAGAAAGAGAUAUUAGUUGUAUCCAGCCACAAAGUUUUGAGAGACAAAAUAUUGGCCUGCUAAUUCCAUCACCCUUCAGUCUCAGGAAUUAAAGAUACUUCCCCAUAUUAAAUUUAGGAUACUUGGCAUCUGUUCCUUUCCUUACAAUUCAUUCAGAAUCUAAUUUAGUAAAUUAAGUCAGUAGUUAACCACAUCUAAACUAGAAUCAUUUGUGAAAGUGUCAUAAACAUAUAGCAUUAGUACAAGGGGAAUAUAGAAAUAUAUAUCCAGACCUCAGGGGGGAUAAAGAUAACUUUGAAUAAUAAAAAAUUUCUAGUAAGCACGCAGCAUGAAUUUUCAUAUGAAAAAGUGUAGCAGACCUAAAUCUCCAAUUAACUCUCAAGUGACUUACUUAAAUUGUACAUACCAAGAGAACUGUUGUUUAGGUUUUAGUCAUAGAAAGGUAGAGUGGGAGAAUAGAAUGCACUAUGUGCAUUUGAAAACUCAAAAUAUGUAGUAGCUCUAAUUCUGUAUUUAAUUCCCCCCAUCAUUUAGCUUCAUGCCUUUUCUCAGUUAUUACUCAAAAUAUAUUUUUCUGUCUUGCUCAGCACUCUGAAGUUUGUGUGACACUUGUUAAUACAUGUUUCACUAUUAUUAUUAUUAUUACUAUUAUUAUUAUUAUUACAUUUCUAUACAUACAUACACCCUGAGUUUGCGGCUUUAAGUUAGCAGAAAAUUAUGAUAAUUUCUGUAAUUUUAAGCCAAAUGUUUCUUUCUCUGUAUCUGCUGUUAGAAUCUUGCACAGAUCGAUAAGCCAAGACAUCAAAUCAUUGUGUUGAUUUAUAUUAACUAUUUCACUUCUUCCUCAAUACUUUGGCUUGGGAAUAAGAUCAGGUGUUUUUCAGUUAUAAAGAAUAUGCUUGUUAAAAGGCUGCAUAAAAGUACAAAAAUGAAAGGCAAUAGCAUGCUAUGGAAAAAUAAUGGACUUUUCUAUGAUACUUUCUGCUCUCAAUGCUGCAGCAAGAAUUAUUUGUUCAACUUGAUGUGCUAUCCAAAUUGGGUGCUUAAUAAUGAAUAGACAAAAUUUGAUUCUUCUGCAUGUCUAAAUGAUGGUUGACAUAAUCCCUGUGUCAAUCUGCCUACUCUUUGCUUUUCCUAUAUUUCCAGGAAUUGGCCAAAAUAAAAUGGAUGUUUCUUCAGCAUAUACACUUUCAGGCUCUUCAUAAAUGAUUUUACACUCUUUUGUCACAUUCUGAUUUUCUUCCAUAGGUUUUGCCACUAAGGUAGUCAAUUAUCCAAUUUACUUUUCUUUCUUGAUUUUUGUCAUCUGUUUUUUGAAACAAAAAACAUAAUUUCUGACACAAGAAGAAUAACUAAAUUAAAUUUCUAGCAUAUUUUUGGUUGCACUAAUGUGUCUUUUCCAUGGGAAAAAAGUUUGGCUGAGUUGUAUUGUUGACUUGUCUGGUUUAAUUUGUACAGAAUCUGCUGUAUAUUUUUAGCUGUAUGUUUUUUGUGAGGAUCAGACCUGUGGAUGUUUAACUAUUUGUUUUGUGGAACAAAGUGGCACUUUCAAUAAGGUCUGGUGCAGCAAAGCAAACUGAAGCCUGACUAGGCCUAUUCCCUCUUUUUUCAAUGAAAACAUUUGAUCAAUGCUAAGAAGAGGAAGGAGGACUAUGUUCUGAAAGGAAUAUGUCCUUCUGGCAUUAAAUUAACCUUUCCUAUCAAAAAAGAGGGUCCUGAAAUUAUCUGUUUCAAGACCCAUCUUGGACCUCCUAAGCAAAAGAAGAAAAGCUUUUUUUAAGUUUAUUCAUGAGAGUCUCAAGAAAGUUGCUCAAACUUUAUUGUUGAAAACUGGUUUCCAUGUACACAGAACUUUAAAAGUCCAUGUACAUGUUCUAGAAAUCUUCAUGGGGUUAUAUUUGCUAGGAAAGUUUGCAACGAAAGUUGUUAAAUUGCCAUAAAAUAAAUUUGAGCCUAGCUGUUUUUCAUAUAUCAGUGUACAUACCUCAAUUGGUGUACGUUUAGAUCAAUUAUUUCAUAUUGAAUAACUAGAAACCGUCUAAUCCAUUUUCAGGUAGAGACUUCACAAGGUUGUUGUUCUAGGGAAAAUAGGAAAAGGAAGGCAUAUUAGGUAUGUUUGCCACCUUGAAUUAUUCAUAAAAGUUGGGAUAAUAAAUAAAUCAAGUUACUGUUAAAGAGCCCAGCUGGAACGGUAUCAUCUAGAAUAGAAAUGCUCUGGGCAAUUUUUCUUACUGUAAACAUUGGCAAUGUUUCAUUUUUUUUAAAUGAAACUUUUUAAAACUUUGUUAAUAAAAAUGAAAAUUACUCGUCUGUUUUUAUGUGAACGAUAAUAAGAGAUGUGUGUCUUUAAUCACACAUAGGUUGGAUCCUGAAGUUCCUCUCUAUGAGCAGAAAAAGUCAAAACAGGCUGACGAAACUCAUAUUAGCCUUCCCAUGCUUAGCUGAGGGCCUAUAGUCAAACAAAAUUCCUCUCAUGCAACUUUGGGUUGGGAUUUGCUGCACUGGAACUUUAGAACAUGGCUGUUGUUUAAAAGACAUCCAAUGUAUGCACUUCAUGGUAGUUAAAUCAUAAGAUGGGAAAGGUUCAUGAACUUGUCAUUAGGAACUCAUUAAUUACCAUCCUUCAGUCUUCUGUUUUCAUAAAGGCUUGAAGCUAAACUAAUCGUGGGGAAGGGUCUUAUUGUUUGGAUGGCAUCGUCUUAAAAUUACAAUUGUCUAUGGUGUUUUUUUAAAUGUUCCUUCUAGAAAUAAGUUUUUUGGUUUUUUUCCUGUGACAAUCUUUGUGACUUUGAGUGUUGUGUAUAGUAGUGAGAUUUUCUGAGGGUUUUUUUGUUUGUUUGUUUGUUAGUUUUUGGUGAUAAGGUUAGUGUAAUGAAGGAAGGACCAAAUGCUCCAAGUUACACAAUACAAGACGUGCAUAGAAGAGUCAGUCUCAUGGUUUCCAUACUUACAUAAUUGUUGCUUUUUCAGUUAUUUAUUAUUGUUUGUAAAACUGCCUUUUCUUACAUUCUGUUGUAAAUAAACUACAAGCAAUCUUCUUUCCAAGA
Molecule: messenger RNA, 6896 nt
Organism: Ahaetulla prasina
Lineage: Eukaryota; Metazoa; Chordata; Lepidosauria; Squamata; Colubridae
Gene: PITPNC1
Product: phosphatidylinositol transfer protein cytoplasmic 1
Exons: 9
Coding region: 897-1850 (317 amino acids)
Biological process (GO): phospholipid transport
Cellular component (GO): cytoplasm
Molecular function (GO): phosphatidylinositol transfer activity; phosphatidylinositol binding
Source: RefSeq, a predicted model, not a curated record